UUUCUAAAAGCGGUAGACGAAAUAGGAAUUUGAGAUAACUUUCACCGUGGUAUAUAUGAAAAAUAUUAUUAUUAACAGAUGGCGCUACUGUAUGAUAACGGAAGUUCUCUAGCAGACCAGUUGAAUAAUAGUUUAGCGGUAAAAAUGUCUUAUUGUGUUGAAUUAAAAGGCGGUUCUCCUUGGGGAUUUCGACUCCAAGGUGGGCGAGAAUUUGGAGAGAAAUUAAAAAUAGGAAGGUUGAGCCUUCUAGGAAAAGCAGGAGAAACAGGAAUGCAAGUCGGAGAUAUCUUAAUGGAAAUUAAUGGCAAGUCUGUAACUGAUUUAACUCAUGAACAAUCUGUCAACUUGAUCAAAAAUAGCAUUGAAACCUUAAAUUUACGAUUGAAAAGAGAUAAAACGAACGACUGCCAACAAAAUUCACCUGCAAAAUUUCAAGUGUGUCCCGCUUUAACUACGUCGAAUGCUCUGGAAAGAGAAGAUGAGACCAUAAUGGAUGAUGAUAAUAUAUCAUUCAGUUCAGAAACAGAUUCUCAACCAGGAACCUUUAAUAUGAAAAAACCAUUACAUCUCAAACAAAAAAGUGGUCCGUCAAUCAACCACGAAAGCAAAUGUUCAGAUAUAGACAAGCUAAAUUCUUUGGAUAUGCAGGAAAAACAGAAUUCAACACCAAUUACGUGGCAAGAAGCGAAAUUAAUGCCACUCAGGGCCAACUCUCAAAAAGAAUUACUUAUUGAUACUUCAAGUCCUACUCGAAUUGCAUCUCCAAUUUUAUCUCCAGCUCAAAGGCGGUCGCUACUGGCCGGAUCUUCGCCUGGAGAACGAAUUCCCCCAGUAAUCUUACAACCAGACAUAUUACUUAAACAAUCAAAGAAAUCUUCAAACGGCGAAACCCUAUCAACAAAAGAGGGAAAAACUUCCGGAAGUAUUAUUAAUAAAGAGAUAUUGAGGAAUUCAAAUGAUAAUUUGGAAGAAUAUGAGAGUUGUAAUACUUCUUCAUUCCGAAAUAUUGAUAAAAAUCUAGGCAAUUAUUCUCGUGGAAUGUCACAUUCGAACUUAGUUUAUGACUCUUUUUCAAAUGAUCAACCUAUUCAAAAGUAUUUUGUCAGAAGAGAACCGCAAUAUAAUCAAUCGCCAUCAUCAUCGUAUUCUUAUACGGCAACAGGAAAGGGAAAUAUAAUACCCCACCAUAAAUUAAUUGCUAGGCAAUCGCCAGAUUGUACAGCAAGUUGUGAUAGAUCGUUAACACCUACUUUAAUGUCAUUCAGCAACCCUGUUAAUUUUAGGGAACUUAGAGAUCGUCAAUGCAAACGAUCGAUAACUCCUAUUCUAAACUCGAAAGGGGGGGAGUUAAAUAACCAUUUUAACCACUCUUUCAACCAUCUAGAAGAAGUGCAACUUAGACCCACUUCUUACUCGCAGGAAACGUGUCUUAUAGGUCCCGAUUCAAAAAUUAACGAACCUUUUAUUGAGGACAAUUACUUGGGUAAUGGCAAGUCUUGGAGCUCAAAAAAAACUAUUAGCAAAUUAGACGAAGAGGAAGAAACUUUUACCCAACCUGUAAAAUCAAACGACAGUUACAAACAACAUUAUUGCCAUACCGCAAACAUAAAUUAUGAAAAGUGUUAUUCCCCCAAUAACUUUGAGUAUUAUAAAGAAGAAUAUGUGCCUAAUACAAAAAGUCCAGGGAGAAUAUCUUCUCCCUUCUUAAGUCAUGAUAGCAAUGAUAAUAUUAGCAGAAAUUUUAAUUUCAACGGACAGGGAAAAAGAGAAGUGAAGCUAGAUCAAACUAAAGUUGAUUGGUUAUCCUCUCAGGAAAAUAGUUCCGCUCUAGAAGCUGCAGUCAAUGCUAAUAAGUUUACCGAUUUAAAAGUAGGAGUGAUCUCUUCAAGUGAAACAACAUCUGCCCGUAAUACCUUUUUAGUAAAUGAUAGUUCAUCAUCCAAAUUUCAACCUAAAGGAAAAAAGUUUGAAUAUCAUGAUUGUGCAUCGCCACAAUUUAAGAAGACAGAUUGUUCACUGGAGAAAGUGCAGUUGAAAGAUCAAUUAAAAACUCCACAAAUUCAGACAAUGUCUAGUCCUGCAAUGCCCAGUCCUGCGCUAAAUUACUCUGUCCUGCCAAAAACAUCCGAUAUCACAGAGGCUAUAAAUAAUCUGACUUUAAAACUUAACUCAAAUGUUGAUAUCUUAGGGACAGAUUGCCAGCAAAGUAGUAAAUACAUUUUAAGCACGCCACUAAAGGGUAAUAAGGAAUCUUUUAGAAAACAGGGUUAUAGAAAAAUCUCUGUUCCCUCUCAUGAUUACUCUUAUGACGGUCUAACAGGAAAUCAAGAACAAUUGCAUAGUUGGGAACUUAAUGACGAAGAUACUAAGAAUAUACUUUCCACUUCCCCUCUAACUAUUUCUUGUAACAAAACGCUCAAAAUAGGCAAACAAGUUCAAUCGUCAUCGCAUCAUGCCUUAAAGCUAACUCGUUUACAGUCUACCACACCUGAAAUCGAACGGCCUUCCAGCCCAAUUGUUUCAACUUUUACAGCAAAAAGGGAAAGUUAUGGAAUCAAUUGGCAAAAAAACAGCAACAUUCAAUUAAUGCUAGAUAAUAACACUAAUACAACAAGCAGUUUAUCAAAAUCACUCAAUCCACCUAUUAUAAAUCACGAAAAAAGAAAAGAUAAUUAUCCCCCUGAAGACUUCAUUGGUAGCAUCGAAAAGAGAAUCAGAAAUGAUUCGCAGAAAGCUGAUCAAAUAGAAAGGAAUGUUGACCAAAGACCCGCUGAAAAAUCUUACAACUGGUUAACAGAAACGUCGUUAUCUAAUAGGAAUAGAAAAGAUUUCAAUGAAGAUCUAUCGUCUGAAAAUCACUCUUUUCUAUAUAACGAUCGAUCCCCAAGAGAUACGUUUACUAAUGAGAAGAGAUUAUCAUCAAGUUCAAGAUCGGGGGUUAACGAAAAAGAGCAAAAAAAUUGGUAUAGACAAGUAUUUAAAUCGUUGCACAAAAAGAAACCCGAGCAAGAAAUGAACACUUAUGCACCUACUUAUAAAUUUUCAGAUUUUGAAUAUCCAAAAUUUUCAGAUCCAUCGAGAAAUAAGUUUAGUUCAACAGAAGAUUCUCAUCCUAGUGAAAAUCUAUAUUCGAGGCGAAUACAAACUCAAUAUGAUCAACCUCGUUUAAGAGAGCACGAUCGUUGUUCACCCGCAGAAAAGUGUAUAAAAAAAAAAAGUUCGUUUUUCGAUAAGAGGCAGUGUAAAAGGAAUCGUUUCAAGGAUUUACGAUUUUGUGAACCAAAUAAAGAAACUUUUUAUAAUCGGGCAAGUAAUGAAAAUUCGAUUCGAGAUCACUCAGAGGAUAUUAAGAGGCCCGUAAUGUAUACACCCCACGAAUUAAACGGAAUAGCUAGGGCUAAAUACAAUUUUACGGCUGAAAAAAAGAACGAAUUGACAUUAAAGAAGGGUGAUAUGAUCAAUCUCGUUCGGCAAAUAGACCAAAACUGGACUCAAGGUCAAUGCAAUGGGCAUAUAGGUGUUUUUCCAACAAAAUAUGCUGAAUAUCUAGGCCAUCCCGAAUCAGAAAUAUACAUUAAGGAAAUCACAGCAGAAAGGGCGUUGGCAUUAUAUAAUUUUAAACCACAAACUGAUAUUGAAUUGCCUCUUCGCAAGGGCGAAACAAUCAAGUUAAUCCGAAGAGUUGAUCAAAAUUGGUGGGAAGGUCAAAUUGGAAAUAGACAAGGAAUUUUUCCGUCAUCAUAUGUAAAAGUAAUUACAUUUCCCCCUAACCAAAUGAAUGAUUUUAUUAAUGGGGAAGUCUUACAUACAUCAAGCAACGACGGAUACUCGUCUUCCAAUUCAUAUAUAAAUAUGAAAAAGCAGACGCAUGAUGAAGGAAAGAAUCUAUAUCGAGCUCUAUUUAAAUAUGUUCCCCAAAGUUAUGACGAACUAGCAUUGGAAGAGUCAGACUUAAUCAGCAUAACGGAAAUUUGCCGUGAUGGUUGGAUGGUGGGAGAGAAUAAGAGAACGGUGCCAUCUGGUGUUAUAGAUAAUAAAGACGUUGUCGUCGACGUCGCUCGCAUAUGUCAACAGUUUUUGACGAUGCAAAAAGCGGUUCGCGUGAAUGAAUCGCAACUUUUGUACUUGUCGAGCAAAGCGAAACAGGAAAAUACAAAGUGCGGAUAUUUGCAUAAGAAGAGCGUCGAUACUGGAAAAUGGCAGCAAAGAUACUUCAUCCUCUACCAGAAUCUACUGUUUUAUUACGAGAAUGACCAGAUCGUUCGACCGUCCGGCGUCGCAUUGCUGGAAGGUUCCUACUGCGACCGCGUCAUUACCCCUGGAAAAGGUGCUGACAAACAGUACUGUUUCGCAAUCUAUUAUCGGAGGGAGGGACAACAGUCGAGGCAAUAUGACAUGCGAGCAGAAACCGAGGCCGAAUGUUCCGUAUGGGUAGAUGCCAUUAAGCAGGCAAGCUUCGCCAAAGUCGUCGAGCAAAAAGAGUGCUUGGAGAAGAAGCACUCUCAUUUACUGCAGAUCUUGGAGAGCGAACGACAGGCGAAAUGGCACUAUGUUCAACAAACGGAAGAGUUGAGCGCCGAAGUGAAGCAACUAAAGUGCGAAAUGAAGGACUACAAACGCGAAAGACGCGCCUCCGGCGGCGAGCAAUCGUUAGAGGAGGAAGGCGAGGAGAUUCGCAAGAUUAAGAAGGUUCAAAGUUUCUUCCGCGGUUGGCUAUGCAGACGUCGCUGGAAGCAGAUAGUUGACAAGUACAUACGUUCUGAACACGCAGAGUCGAUGCGCAAGCGUAAUUCGAUCGUUUUUCGAUUGGUCGAACAAGAGGAAGAGUACGUCCAGCAGUUGUCCGCCUUAGUCACUGUCUUUCUGCGGCCACUUCGAAUGGCUGCCAGCAGUAAGAAGCCGCCGAUUACGCACGAGGACGUCAAUAGUAUUUUCCUUAAUGCGGAAACUGUCUUGUUCCUCCAUCAAAUCUUCUUAAAGGGUCUUAUGGCGCGUAUGGAGAAUUGGCCCACUCUAGUACUUGGUGACCUCUUCGACAUGCUUCUUCCGAUGCUUGGGAUCUACCAGGAGUAUGUUCGUAAUCACCAUUAUAGUUUGCAGGUUCUAGCAGAGUACAAGCAAAAGGCAGAGUUCAAUAUGCUCCUUAGACGCUAUGAGGAAAAGUCAGUUUGUGAGGGUCGAACUCUAGAUCAAUUUCUUACUUAUCCAAUGCAUCAGAUUCCCAGAUACAUCAUUACAAUCCACGAACUACUAGCUCACACGCCGCACGAUCAUGUGGAACGUAAGAGCUUGGAGUACGCCCAGGGCAAGCUGGAAGAGUUGUCACAAAUCAUGCAGGAUGAAGUUAGUGAAACGGAGAAUAUCCGAAAGAACUUGGCAAUUGAAAGGAUGAUUGUCGAAGGGUGCGAUAUUCUUCUAGAUGUCAAUCAAACGUUUGUUCGUCAAGGGACACUUAUUCAAGUUAUAAACGAACCCCGCAAGAAUAGUAGAACCCGUCUUGGUUCUUUCUCUUCAACAUUUAAAGAGUCUAAGAAAGAAGCUGUGAGACAAGUCUUCUUGUUUACUAAUCAUAUGCUUUUGACAACCAGAGGAUCGUCAGGACGCUUACAUUUAGCAAAGAAUGAAGACAUCUCAUCGUGGAAAAAAGUGAUAAGGGAUUCUGGCGGGAAGACUUACGGAAAAAUUUCAUUAUCCGAUUGCACGCUAGUAGAAGAUACGAGUUCGGAUACGUUCUACUACGACGAAGAGGAUUAUAGCAAUGUUCGAGCUGGAGAUAGCCUUCUCCCCACAGCCGCCCAACAAGAUAAAGCCGACUACAACGGAUUAGAUUUUCGAUUAAUUGUUGACAAUCGUACUCAAAAUGGUCAACCUUGGCUCAUAACUCUAGUGGCAAACAGUGUUCAAGAGAAGGCUGCAUGGUGUUCUGACAUAUCGAGCUGCAUUGAAAACCUACAUUAUUCCGAUCUUCUGCAAACCUCAAUGGCUGAAACAUCGGCUGUUACGAUGCCUCAACAAGUACGCUCUGAUCCUAAACUCUUCCGAGACGAUAUUGACAUCAAGUUCUCGAGAACGCUCAAUUCGUGUAAAGUACCACAAAUUCGGCACGCGACCGUCGAGAGAUUAUUAGAUCGUUUGACUGAUCUGCGCUUCUUGUCAAUCGAUUUUCUUAACACCUUUCUACUAACUUAUAGAGUGUUUACGUCAGGCACUGAUGUAAUUUGCGCUCUUCGAAAGGUUUAUCAUUCACCUAUAGAGAACGCUAAAGUUCCUAUAACAACAGAUGAGAAAUGCGGACAUGAUGUAACGCACAGACACUCGUUCGAUCAUGAAAUGCUUAGAAACGCAGCAGGGAGUCCACCCUCCAAUUUUCAUGGACGUCUUGCUCCCAAAGAUAAUAAACUACUCAUUAAACCACAAGCCGAAAAGGUUCGUCGCAUUUCAACGGGCGGUUUGCGUAUUGAAGUGACGGGCGAAAAGCAAAAGAUUGAUGUUUCCGGAGCUAGUUCGUUUACUCGGUAUGACCGAGCCGAUUCAAUAGAAGAGGUCGAUGAACCCCCUGCCUUGUAUAUACCAACUAAGGCAAAGUUGGCACCGAUAGCUAGCUGCGAAACGUUAAGUGAUCAAAUUCAAAAAACCCCCGAACGUGCAUCAAGUAGUGGGGACGAUGACGAUGAUGACGAUGACAAGGAAACCUUAAUGCCUCUUGCUGUUCUCAGUAGACGAACUGCCGUUCGAUUUUCAACAACCCCACCAGGAGAGAGUUCAACUGAUCCAGAAGAACCGAAAAUAUUGAAAACAGUCCGUCGUGCUACGAGUCCUUGCACAAGUAUUCCACCUCCAAUUAUUCAACAGAAAAGGGCUUCUUCACCGCAAAUUAUCGCGACUAGAUCACCUGUGGGAAGCCCAAAAACGAAACGCCCUCCGUCUCCAAUUUCUUACUCUUUCUCUUCCCCAAAUAUGAUUCCUGGUAUAAAGCACUCAACUGACACUUUCUCUCCAAGAACAAGCUUUGCUUGUCCACCGUCUGAUGGUUCUCCGCCGACGGCCAGAGCAGGAGCUGUCGUUACUUCUUCAAGGGCAUCAAAACGCCGUUCAAGUAGCACUGCAGCAACAGCGGCCUUUGCUGCAGCCACGGCUGCUUCUUCUACUCCUCCAGACGUUCAUCGACCUUCUCAAUUGUCAAAUGAGCUCAAAGUGGAAAGAUUGCAUAAAAAGCGAGAGUCAGUGUUGAAUACGGCUGCAACAAUGCGUGUUCUAAAUGUUAUACGUCACUGGGUGAGCAAAUUCUGGCAGGACUUAGAGCACGAUGAUGUAUUACGUAAAGAGGUUCAAGAUCUCUUAGAGGAAAUGGUUUGUAACACCUCGUUACUACCCGCCGAACACAAAGCUGCCGCCUCUAUAUUGAAGAUGUGUACCCAAGAACAGGCAAACUCUAUUAAAAUUGACUUGAACUCUCUUUUAGCACCUCCGUUGCAGCCGACCAAAGAUUCUUUUGAAUCAUUAUCUGCUCUAGAUAUUGCCGAACAAAUGACCUUCCUUGAUCAUAAAAUCUUCGUGUCUAUUCGUUCUAUGGAGUUGCUCAGUCAGGCUUGGAUGAAGGACAAGGAAAAAGCUCCGCAUGUCCUACUAGUAUCAAAACGUUUUAAUGAUAUGAGCCGAUUAGUCGUAUCUGAAAUUGUAUCGAGGACAAGCAUGCAGGAGCGUGUAGCAUGUAUUGAAAAAUGGGCUGCUAUCGGCGAUAUUUGUAGGUGCAUGCAUAAUUAUAAUGGCGUUUUACAAAUUUGUGCUGCACUCGUCAAUUCGAGCGUCUAUAGAUUGAAAAAGACAUGGGAUCGAAUUCCUAAACCUACUAAAGGAGUUGUAGAAAAGCUUCAAAAUCUCGUCUCGUCUGAAGGCAGAUUUAAAAAUAUGCGUGAUGCUCUGCACCGAUCUGACCCACCCUGCAUACCUUAUUUGGGAAUGUACUUAACAGAUUUGUCCUUUAUUGAAGAAGGAACACCGAACAAAACUGAAGAGGGUUUAGUCAAUUUCUCUAAAAUGAGAAUGAUCGCUCAUGUGAUCAGGGAAAUUCAACAGUUCCAAAAUACUCCCUACCGUAUCGAACAUCAUAAACGUGUAACAAAUUACAUCCUGGAUACGUCGAAACUCCUAGAUGAUGAUUCAACCUACAAAGCGUCUCUCGCUAUCGAACCUCGUCAGGCGCGUAUUUCGGUAAACGCUCAAACAGCUUUUUCACAUCGGCCGUCUCUCGGCGACGUUCUUUCGCCCCGCUAA
Dimorphilus gyrociliatus is the source of this 8274-nucleotide messenger RNA. The record is from the annotation of a GenBank genome assembly. Lineage: Eukaryota; Metazoa; Annelida; Polychaeta; Dinophilidae.